Arabidopsis thaliana (thale cress) is the source of this 1064-nucleotide messenger RNA. Its product is annotated as LURP-one-like protein (DUF567). The coding region runs from base 258 to 833 and encodes 191 amino acids. NCBI's taxonomy places the organism in Eukaryota, Viridiplantae, Streptophyta, Magnoliopsida, Brassicales, Brassicaceae. The transcript is spliced from 2 exons. The record is from RefSeq and is marked reviewed.
CCGAACCUGAAGUUAAACCGAAAUGUCCGCCCCUAUAAUAAACAAUGUUGAGACGUGGUGCUUAAACAGUUAAAAGUCAAAACGUACGUCGCCAAACAUUUGAAAAAAGUGACCAACUAGUGGACCAAUUCUCUUCUUUUGCUUUCUUUAGAGUCAAGAAACAAAACAAAACAAAAAAAGUAACCCAUACCGCCAUAAGAAUAUCUAUCUAUAUAUACAAGACUAAUACAAGAGUUUAGUUUGUUAGUUGCAAGAACAUGAAAGCAGUGGUGAGCAAGUUGUAUUGUUCCUCGAUGGAGGAAGUGAUGGUGGUGAGACGACGGCCACACGUGGUUAACGGCGGUGGCUUUGUGGUGACAGAUUACAAAGAAAAGAUAGUUUUCAAGAUCGACGGUUGUGGAGUUCUUGGAACCAAAGGAGAGUUAGUUCUCAGAGAUAGUGAUGGCAACGAUUUGCUUCUCAUCCACAAAAAGGGAGGAGUGGUGCAGGCUUUGAGCAUUCAUAACAAGUGGAAAGGUUAUAGUUACGACUACCAAGGAAGUCCUAAACCGGUUUUCACGUUGAGGGAUCCCAAACACUCUUGCUUCUCCAUAACCAGUUCAAUCCGCAUCUCGGUUGGACCGGGGAAUUGCUACUUUGAUGUUAAAGGGUAUUUCCCGGAUAGGGAUUGUAGCAUCGUUGAUUCCAAAGGAAAUGUCAUUGCACAAGUAAAAGAAUGGAUUGGGAGUAGAGAUAUAUAUAAGGUGGUGACAAAACCAAGUGUGGAUAAAGCUUUUGUUUUUGGAGUAAUCGCGGUUCUUGACUAUAUAUAUGGUGAAUCUACAAGUUGUUGAUCCGCCCAUCACUAUCAUCUUCACAUUUCUGUGUUUGCUUGAGUCAUCGAUGUUGUUUUAUGUGUAAAUUAGUUAAUUAAUUAACUAUGUAACUGUUGUAUAUAGAUGCCGAGCAACUCUUACUUAUGUGCAUAUUAACUAAAUUAUACUAGUUAUCAAAGGACUCUCCAAUUUGUACGGUCGUUUAAAGUAUUCAAGUAAAAAUGAAAGUUAAACAUAUAUGACUUUGGC